AUGGCUCAAAAGUGGUAUUUUAGCAAAGAAGAGUUAAAGAAUUCUCCGAGUUUCAAAGAUGGUGUAAGUACUGAAAAAGAACUGGACCACAAACAACAAGCUGCUUACUUAAUGAAUGAUUUGGGCAAGCGGCUAAAAUUGUCGGAAGUCUGUACGCAUACAGCUACAGUGUACAUGCACCGUUUUUACACUCAACAUUCAUUGUCGAAAUUUCAUCGUUAUGAAAUGGCAAUGACGGCAAUUUUCGUGGCGGCAAAGGUUCAAGAAGAGCCACAAAAAUUGAAAGACGUUAUCAAUGCUUUUUAUCGCUGCUUGAAAAAAGACAUGAACUAUCAACUGGACACCACUGCUGCCGAGUACCAGGAUCAUGUCAAGACUAUAAUAUUAAAUGAACGCAUCCUUUUAGCCACAUUAGGAUUCAGGAUGGGAGUGAAUCAUCCACAUAA
Messenger RNA from Microplitis demolitor, 446 nucleotides. Its product is annotated as cyclin-T1-like. Gene Ontology annotation, cellular component: cyclin/CDK positive transcription elongation factor complex; nucleus. The transcript has a single exon. Gene Ontology annotation, molecular function: cyclin-dependent protein serine/threonine kinase activator activity. The record is from RefSeq and is a predicted model, not a curated record. The annotation marks the transcript as partial. NCBI's taxonomy places the organism in Eukaryota, Metazoa, Arthropoda, Insecta, Hymenoptera, Braconidae. Gene Ontology annotation, biological process: positive regulation of DNA-templated transcription, elongation; regulation of transcription by RNA polymerase II.